AUGUCUACCGGUAGUGAUGGGAGCAUCAACCCGCAAUGUGGAUCAGAAGCAUCACAAGUGCAAUUAGAUUCAGAUCCAAUCACCGGAUCACCUCAGCCUGAAUCGGCCAAUGAUUCAUUGCCAAUUGAGAUAGAUGAUGAUGAAGAAGAGGAAUACAUCAUGGCUGGUUCUAAGAAGAGAAAGCUCAAAUCACCGGUUUGGAAUGAGUUCACAAAAGUGAAGAUUGGGAACACUGAAUAUGCAAAAUGCAACUAUUGCUCGAAGAAGCUUUCUGGUUUGUCAAGAAAUGGGACUAACCAUUUGAAGUGUCAUUUGAAGUCUUGUGUGCUGAAGAAGAUCAAGCUUAAUGGGCAGACAAUGGUACAAUCUGGUUUGAGAUUUAAUAGGACAGAUGCAGGCACAAUCUCAGUGGAAAACUACAACCUUUGA
This is a messenger RNA of Panicum virgatum (switchgrass), 429 nucleotides long. RefSeq lists its product as uncharacterized. Gene Ontology annotation, molecular function: DNA binding. The transcript has a single exon. Lineage: Eukaryota; Viridiplantae; Streptophyta; Magnoliopsida; Poales; Poaceae. Bases 1 to 429 code for a protein of 142 amino acids. The record is from RefSeq and is a predicted model, not a curated record.